Myotis davidii is the source of this 3596-nucleotide messenger RNA. RefSeq names its product elastin (gene ELN). The transcript is spliced from 36 exons. NCBI's taxonomy places the organism in Eukaryota, Metazoa, Chordata, Mammalia, Chiroptera, Vespertilionidae. The record is from RefSeq and is a predicted model, not a curated record. The coding region runs from base 100 to 2622 and encodes 840 amino acids. Gene Ontology annotation, molecular function: extracellular matrix structural constituent.
CCUCUCUCCCUCCCUUCUUCCCUCGCAGCCGAGGAGGCAGCAAUUACGCUUUGGGGAUAAAACGAGGCGCGGAGAGCAGGCUGGGCAUUUCUCCCUGAGAUGGCGGGUCCGACAGCUACAGCCCUGUGGCCUGGAGUCCUCCUGCUCCUGCUGUCCAUCAUCCACCCCUCGCAGCCUGGAGGGGUCCCAGGAGCUAUUCCUGGAGGACUUCCCGGAGGACUUCCUGGAGGACUUCCCGGAGGAGGCUUUUUCCCAGGGACUGGUAUCGGAGGCCUGGGAGGAGGAGGGCUGGGGCCUGGAGGCAAACCGCCCAAGCCAGGGGCUGGACUCCUUGGGGGAUUUGGACCAGGUGCUGGAGGGCUCCCAGGAGGGGCAGGGCUCGGCGCCUUUCCUGGGGGCGCCUUCCCGGGGGUUCUACCGCCUGGGGUUAGCGCUUCUGCAGCCUAUAAAGCUGCAGCCAAAGCUGGUGCUGGGCUUGGCGGUGCUGCUGGUGUCGGCGGGCUUGGCGUCGGCGGGCUUGGUGUCGGUGGACUUGGUGGUGUCGGUGGACUCGGUGGCUUAGGAGUGUCUACAGGUGCAGUGGUGCCUUCCGGAGUGGGAGUCGGAGCUGGAGUGAAGCCUGGGAAAGUGCCGGGUGUGGGUCUACCAGGUGUAUACCCAGGUGGAGUGCUCCCAGGCACAGGAGCUCGGUUCCCAGGUGUGGGGGUGCUCCCUGGGGUUCCCACUGGAACAGGAGUCAAGCCCAAGGCCCCAGGUGGAGGGGGAGCUUUUGCUGGAAUCCCAGGAGUUGGACCCUUUGGGGGUCAGCAGCCUGGAGUCCCACUGGGGUACCCGAUCAAGGCACCCAAGCUGCCAGGUGGCUACGGACUGCCCUACAGCACGGGGAAACUGCCCUAUGGGUAUGGGCCUGGAGGAGCGGCUGGCGCCGGGGCCAAGACUGGGUACCCAACAGGGACAGGGGUUGGUCCCCAGGCUGCAGCAGCAGCAGCUAAAGCAGCAAAGUAUGGUGCUGGAGGAGCCGGAGUUCUUUUCCUGGGAUUGGAGGCGUUGGAGGUAGUGUCUGUUCCAGCAGGGGGUGGGGUGUCCUGGAGAAGGCCACGGGGAAAGGCCUCACCCUCUGUGGCUGUCUUUCCAGGGGUCGGGGCUGCUGCGAAGGCGGCUGCAAAGGCAGCUAAAUAUGGAGCUGCUGGAGGCUUGGUACCUGGUGGCCCAGGAGUUGGAGUCCCUGGUGUUGGAGUCCCUGGUGUUGGGGGAAUCCCAGGUGUUGGAGUCCCAGGUGUUGGGAUCCCAGGUGUUGGAGGAGUCCCAGGUGUUGGAAUCCCAGGUGUUGGAGGAGUCCCAGGUGUUGGGAUCCCAGGUGUUGGAGUCCCAGGGGCUGUGUCACCAGCUGCAGCUGCUAAAGCAGCCGCCAAAGCAGCCAAAUAUGGGGGCAGAGCCGGAGUGGGAGUUGGUGCUGGGGGCUUUCCGGGCUACGGCGGUCUUGGAGCUGGAGUCGGUGGUCUUGGAGCUGGAGUCGGUGGUCUUGGAGCUGGAGUCGGAGGUGUCCCUGGAGCUGGCAUUUCCCCUGCAGCCCAGGCAGCCGCAGCCGCCAAGGCAGCUAAGUAUGGUGCUGGAGGAGCAGGAGGUCUGGGCGGGCUGGUGCCAGGUGCCAGAGGCAUUGUACCAGGUGUGCCGGGCAUCGGAGGGGUGCCGGGCAUCGGAGGGGUGCCGGGCAUCGGAGGGGUGCCAGGAGCUGGAACCCCAGCAGCUGCAGCCGCCAAAGCAGCUGCCAAAGCUGCUCAAUAUGGGUUAGGCCCUGGCGCUGGCGUUGGCGGGGUUCCCGGCCUUGGCGUUUUCCCCGGUGCUGGCGGGGUUCCUGGUCUUGGCAUUGGCCCCGGCGGCGUUACAGGAGCAGGGACCCCGGGUGCCGCCAAAUCUGCUGCUCAAUUGGCCGCCAAAGCCCAGCUCCGGGCUGCCGCUGGCCUUCCUGCUGGCGUUCCUGGAUUUGGAGCUGGUGCUGGCGUUCCCGGAUUUGGAGCUGGUGUUCCCGGAUUUGGGGCUGGUGCUGGUGUUCCUGGCUUUGGGGCAGGUGCGGGUGCAGUACCUGGAUCCUUGGCUGCUGCUAAAGCAGCCAAAUAUGGAGCAGGAGGGCCUGGGGGCCUUGGCGGGGUUGGAGGCCUUGGUGGUCUUGGUGGAGUAGGUGUCCCAGGUGGUGUGGCAGGAGCCGGACCUGCUGCUGCGGCUGCUGCCGCCAAGGCUGCUGCCAAAGCUGGCCAAUAUGGCCUUGGGGGAGCCGGUGGACUCGGAGCUGGCGGGCUCGGAGCUGGAGGACUGGGACUUGGAGGUGUCCCAGGGGCUGGGGGCUUUGGAGGUGUGUCCCCAGCUGCAGCUGCUAAAGCAGCCAAAUAUGGUGCCGCUGGCCUUGGAGGCGUCCUAGGAGCUGCCAGGCCAUUCCCUGGUGCAGGAGUUGGAAGACCUGGCUUCGGAUUGUCUCCUAUUUUCCCAGGUGGCGGAGCCGGAGUCGGGGCUGGGGGCCUGGGAGUUGGCGGCAAACCUCCCAAGCCCUAUGGAGGUGCCCUGGGAGCUCUAGGGUACCAAGGUGGAGCCUGCCUGGGGAAAUCCUGUGGCCGGAAGAGAAAGUGAGCUUCCCAGGACCCCUGACUCACGACCUCAUCAACGUUGGUGCUACUGCUUGGUGGAGAAUGUAAACCCUUUGUGACCCUCCCCUCUACGCCCCCGCCUACGUCCCACCUCUGGAGGGGACAGGGCUGGCCGGGCGGACUUGGAAAUCCACAGGACAAGGAAACAAGAGAACGGUGGCCAAGUGGGCCCUGGGAAGACCCUACUUCAGAGGCGAGGGGUGGGUGGGCUUGGCCCCCUGCCCCCACCCCCUUCCCACCCAGGAGCUCCCCCUCCAUACACUCUCCAUCUCCAGGGGAACUCGGUGCUAAGUGCUGGUGCUUUCAUCUUCCCAGGGGAGGGAGGAGGGCAGGGCAGCCCCUCUGGAAGCCCCCUCCCUGGGGCUCCUCUGAAAAUGGUGCAGACACUUCCUAGGCAGUCCCACCUCCCCCUGCCCACCAGGACCCACCCCUGGCUGCGGUCCAGUUGGUACCCAAGCAUCACAAACCUCAAGCUGGAUUCGGUCACACCAUCUCUUGGCCCCGUUGGCUCCCUUUUCCUCCACCAAUCACUGUUCCCUAUAUCGGGGGCACCUCAGAUCAGAAGAACCCCAAUGGGAAUAGCCCUCUUUCUCUUGUGGAAUUCAUCCGCCCAUCUGUCCAUCCAUCCAUCCAUCCAUCCAUCCUUGCCCUCAGUUGUCCACCUGGCACCACUAGCUGGCUGGGCACCCCAACCAUCAACCUGGUCAACCUGUAUGGCAGCAUGUGCCCUGCCUUUGCCCCCCCACACACACCCCUACAAAGGGGCCUAGGGUGUGAGGCGCGGUGCCAGCUGGGGCGGCAGGAACCUCCUCCCUAACCUGGGUCCCCCCACGCAGUACUGUAUCCCCCCAUCCAUCCCUCGAGCCACUGUACUUCACAGCAUCUCCCACCCUGCCCCGCCCAUCUCUUUGUGUCUCGCUGUGAUAGAUCAAUAAAUAUUUUAUUUUUUGUCCUGGA